Messenger RNA from Choloepus didactylus (southern two-toed sloth), 1638 nucleotides. It is a transcript of the gene LYPLA2, whose product is annotated as lysophospholipase 2. Bases 23 to 868 code for a protein of 281 amino acids. The transcript has 10 exons. Gene Ontology annotation, cellular component: cytoplasm. Lineage: Eukaryota; Metazoa; Chordata; Mammalia; Pilosa; Megalonychidae. Gene Ontology annotation, molecular function: palmitoyl-(protein) hydrolase activity; carboxylic ester hydrolase activity. Gene Ontology annotation, biological process: protein depalmitoylation. The record is from RefSeq and is a predicted model, not a curated record.
CCAGGCUACUUCCGGCAGCGCAAUGGCUGGAUUCCCGGGACUCAAACGGAAGUUCCGGCGGGGGCGGCCGAGGGGGAAGAGUGUGUGUCUGUGCGGGAGAAAGAGGAGAAUCUCCCGAGAGGUCUCGAAACCCCCAGGGAGUGGAGGCCCCAGCCGUGGAGCCCUGAGGUGUAUGUGUGGUAACACCAUGUCUGUGCCCCUGCUCACCGAUGCUGCCACUGUGUCUGGAGCUGAGCGGGAAACGGCUGCGGUUAUUUUUUUACACGGACUUGGAGAUACAGGACACAGCUGGGCUGAUGUCCUCUCCACCAUCCGGCUCCCUCACGUCAAGUACAUCUGUCCCCAUGCGCCUCGGAUCCCUGUGACACUCAACAUGAAGAUGGUGAUGCCCUCCUGGUUUGAUCUGAUGGGGCUGAGUCCAGAUGCCCCAGAGGAUGAGGCUGGCAUCAAGAAGGCUGCGGAGAACAUCAAGGCCUUGAUUGAGCAUGAGAUGAAGAAUGGGAUACCUGCCAAUCGCAUUGUCCUGGGAGGCUUUUCACAGGGUGGGGCCCUGUCCCUCUACACAGCCCUCACCUGCCCCCACGCUCUGGCUGGCAUUGUGGCAUUGAGCUGCUGGCUGCCUCUGCACCGGGCUUUCCCCCAGGCAGCCAAUGGCAGUGCCAAAGACCUGGCCAUCCUCCAGUGCCAUGGGGAGCUGGACCCCAUGGUGCCCGUGCGGUUUGGGGCCCUGACGGCUGAGAAGCUCCGGACUGUUGUCACGCCUGCCAGGGUCCAGUUCAAGACUUACCCAGGUGUCAUGCACAGCUCCUGCCCUCAGGAGAUGGCAGCCGUGAAGGAAUUUCUUGAGAAACUGUUGCCUCCUGUCUAACCAGUCACUGCCCCCCAGCGCAGUCCCCCAGCUUGUGGGGGACCCAGCACGCGUGGCACCAUCUUGGAUCUGAGCCGGUCGAGCCCCUCUCUUCACCUUCCCCCAACCCACCUCUUCCCACAAGCCUCUGGGGCAGGCACGCUCUGCUGUGGCAGGGGGUGGGCAGCUUUCUCAUCCCCUUUCCCUGGAGGUGGGCCCCGGCAGCAGUAUUGGAGGGGCUGUCGGCAGCGGGAGGAAGGGGCCCAGCCGCUGACCCACUCACUCAGGACCUCACUCACUAGCCCCGCUUUGGGCCCCCUCCUGUGACCUCAGGGUUUGGCCCAUGGGGCCCUCCCAGGCCCCACCUACCGAUCCCCCCUCCCAAACGAAUCUGCCCAGAUAAUCGUGUGUUUCCUGCCUCCACUCAGCUGCUUCUCGAUCAUGAAUGUGUCCGUGGCUCCGGGGCCCCCUUGCUGCUGUGGUCCACCUGUCCUGGGCAAGAGUGCUGGUUGGGGGUGGAGGCCUUGGCGGGGGGCCUGCCCUUGGCUGCUCCCUCUCCACUCCCCACUCGGGGGCUGGGCCCUGCCUCCCACCCCCUUUCCUGGCAGGCCUGGAGCCUGCAGGGCUGGGCUGAGGCUCAAGGUCUCCCCUGGCUGUCCCACCCACACUGUCUCUGCUCCUGGGCCAGGGGCCCUGGGGGAGGAGGGUGUCUCGUCUUCUGUCUCCAUGUUGUUUUGGGUGUUUUUCUUGUGUCCUGGAUUCUGAAAAAAUUAAAGAAAUCAAUUCCUCAA